Molecule: messenger RNA, 1596 nt
Organism: Ictalurus punctatus (channel catfish)
Lineage: Eukaryota; Metazoa; Chordata; Actinopteri; Siluriformes; Ictaluridae
Gene: skap1
Product: src kinase associated phosphoprotein 1
Exons: 12
Coding region: 163-1302 (379 amino acids)
Cellular component (GO): cytoplasm; plasma membrane
Molecular function (GO): protein binding
Source: RefSeq, a predicted model, not a curated record
UAACACUCGGAGCAUGUGUGUGGAUGUCUGUGUUGCCACACUGUGUAGUCUUUUGGUUCAUUGAAGAGACAACAAAAUCACUCAGAACAGCCUUUCUAUAAAGAAAUAUUAGAAGACAGGACCAUUCAAAGUUUUCAGUGGAGUCUUACAUUCAGAGAAUUAAUGGGGACGAUUUCUGAUGACAUCAGAAGGCUUCUCGAAGAUUGUGAGCUGUUUGUCUCAAGUAUUUUGCAGGAUGAGAACCUCAGUAGACAUGCUCAAGAAACAAGAGAAAUACUACUAAACAACUUUCGUAUUGUCCACAACAGAAAUCCACAGACAUUUCCAUACAGAUCUGAUGUUAGACAUGAGGACAGUUCAGAUGACAACCAUAGUAGCCUGGGACGCUCUGCCCCUUCUGACGAUCUGUCUGUGGCAUCAGACUAUCAGGAGGACACUGCGCCUGAAUAUUUUGGAGAUAUUCCCACGGUUGCAGCACAAGACCUGAGUAAUAUUCUGAAGCAGGGCUAUCUGGAGAAAAAAAGACGUGAUCAUAGCUUCUUCAGCAUGGAGUGGCAGAAAAGGUGGUGUGUCCUGAACAAUACCAUAUUCUACUACUUUGGAAGUGAAAAAGACAAACAGCAGAAAGGAUCUUUUUAUAUCAAUGGCUAUAGUGCAGAGCUGGUAUCCAACUUGCGUAAAGACUCCAAGAAAAACUGCUGCUUUGAGAUGAAUGCUCCUGGAAGGCGUUCUUACCAGUUCACUGCCAGCAGCCCCCGUGAGGCCAGGGAAUGGGUGGACCAAAUCAAUUUUGUCUUAAAGGACCUGAGCUCCAGCUUCAUCCCCUUUGAUGAUGAUGAGGAAGAGGAAGAGGAGGAAGAAGAGGAGGCAUAUGAUGAUAUAGAAAGGACAGCAACUCCACCACCACAUCCUGCAGGUGUGGUCUCUACAGCUUCCCCGGCUCCAGUACCACCACCUGGUAGCCAGGAGGUGAAGAAGGACAGAGCAGGGGCAGCCAGAGGGGAAGAGGAAGAUGAGGAAGAGGACAUCUAUGAAGUGCUGCCAGAGGAUGAACUCUCUGACCAGUCUGAGGAGAGCACCAAGAGAUACCAAAGAUCAGAUCCAUCAUCAGAUUAUGCCAAUUACUAUCAAGGCCUGUGGGACUGUGAGGCAGACAAGCCAGAUGAGCUCUCGUUUCAAAGAGGAGACCUCAUCUAUAUUCUGAGCAAGGAGUACAACAUCUAUGGCUGGUGGGUUGGUGAGCUGCAUGGUGAUAUUGGCAUUGUACCCAAAGACUUCUUGCACCCUGCAUAUAUUAUUUAAGCUGUUAAAGUAUAUAAAGCCCCAGUUCUUAGGCAUGGACCCCAAACAGUCUUCAAGCCUCACCAGAAUCACCACAGAAGUGUGUCACUGAUGUUUACUACAACCCACAGAACAGAGGACGCUAUUUUACACACAAAAUUAGCAAGAAACAACAUAGCUUGUGCAGGUAAAUGAAAAGUUUUAAAUGAGUGCAAAGUGAAUAUGAUGGACAACAUUCUCCCAACAAAACAAAACAAAACCAGCAGGAAUUAAUGCUGAAUUUUGUGUCUGCUUAAAUAAACUGCCAUAGUUAGA